Molecule: messenger RNA, 654 nt
Organism: Melanaphis sacchari
Lineage: Eukaryota; Metazoa; Arthropoda; Insecta; Hemiptera; Aphididae
Gene: AP-2sigma
Product: AP-2 complex subunit sigma
Exons: 1
Coding region: 156-584 (142 amino acids)
Biological process (GO): clathrin-dependent endocytosis; intracellular protein transport
Cellular component (GO): AP-2 adaptor complex; membrane coat; intracellular membrane-bounded organelle
Molecular function (GO): clathrin-cargo adaptor activity
Source: RefSeq, a predicted model, not a curated record
CUACCCAAUGCAGUUGCAGUAUGUAAUAUGUACUAUGUUCACGGGUUACCAGAGUCCAUAAUAUUACUUAAUAUUGAUUUUUAGUUGACGCGGUUUUUAUUUGACUCAUUACGUGUUAGUUUAGUUAACAUUUAAUUACUAUUAAACACUUCAAAAUGAUCCGUUUCAUUCUAAUACAAAACAGAGCAGGAAAAACGAGACUAGCCAAAUGGUACAUGAACUUUGAUGAUGAUGAGAAACAAAAGCUUAUCGAAGAAGUGCACGCAGUCGUAACAGUCAGAGAUGCUAAACACACAAAUUUUGUAGAAUUCCGAAACUUCAAAAUUAUUUAUAGAAGGUACGCCGGACUAUAUUUUUGCAUCUGCGUGGACGUGGGCGAUAACAAUCUAUGUUAUCUGGAGGCCAUUCAUAAUUUCGUCGAAGUCCUCAACGAAUAUUUCCACAACGUUUGUGAACUAGAUCUGGUUUUCAACUUCUACAAGGUAUACACCGUGGUAGAUGAAAUGUUUUUAGCUGGCGAAAUUCGGGAAACAAGUCAAACUAAAGUUUUAAAACAACUACUUAUGUUGAGUUCAUUAGAAUAAGUUAUUAUAAUAUCUACAAGCAAAUAUUUUACUUUACCAAUACACUUAAUACUAUUUAUAAUUUAUUACU